AUGAUCCAAGCACCACAAGCAAGAAAUAAGAAUGGACGAAUUUCUUGUAGCGCGAGCAUCAGCGAACCAACGAGAGGAGGUUCUCGAUGGGUAUUCGCAUAUAUUUUUGCCCCAACGAAUGAGAUAGGGUUCAACCAUCCAGACCGUGUGCGUGCACGCACGCCCUGGGUUAUCUGUAUCGUGGUGUCUCCACCUGCAGCGGCCAUCAAUCAGCACUGUGUGUGCCAUCAUCCUCCAUCAUCAACCAGCAUUUCCCAUCUCCACCCGCCAGCAUUAGGGCUGCGACUACAGUACUGGGCCACCAGAGGCAGACCACCUGCAGAAUUAGUGGAACCUUCGAGCUCUCUCUCUCGCGCUCGCACUUCUGCUGCUGCUGGUGGUUGUGGUGCUGGUCUGCGCCUUAGGAACUCGGGCCAAGUGGCAGGCAUUGCACGCAGGGUUCCAUCAUCAAGGAUUGCCAAGCAGGGGGGACAAGGGAGAAGAGACAAGGACCAGGGAGAGCAAGAGCAAGAGCAGGAGCAGGAGCAGGAGCAGCGGCAGCGGAGAGUAGUGCAGUGCAGUGCAGUGCAGAAGAAGCGUUAG
Messenger RNA from Mollisia scopiformis, 582 nucleotides. RefSeq lists its product as uncharacterized. The coding region runs from base 1 to 582 and encodes 193 amino acids. Lineage: Eukaryota; Fungi; Ascomycota; Leotiomycetes; Helotiales; Mollisiaceae. The transcript has 2 exons. The record is from RefSeq and is a predicted model, not a curated record.